ACUUCUAUAAAUAGUACUCGCAGCACUGCGGAGACGUUGACUAUCGUUUGGACAUUCCCUGGUCGUGUUUCGUCUCCAUAGUGUUCUUGCCUGUGCAAGUAGUAUCGCCCAUUGAAUCAUCCACGUAUCAAGAUGACUGGAACCAUGUCUUUUGGAUUUUUCGCCUUGGCGCUGACGGUGACAAGCUGCUUGGCUGCCAUCAGCGAGGUGAAAACCAACAACCCCGUCACACAGAAGCCUGGUCGUUUCCUCAGCCUGCCUGUCGCUCAGAAAUGUAGUCAAAGACCGAAAGAAUUUACGUACAAAGGACGCAAUUACUUCUACAGUGGCCACACUCAACAGUACAAAACAUCCAAAGUCGAUUGGUUGGAAGCAAGAAAUAUUUGCCGAGAAUACUGUAUGGACCUUGUAUCAAUUGAAACUCAAGAAGAAAACAAUCUCAUUUUCCGACUGAUCCAACAAAACGACGCUCCGUACAUAUGGACCAGCGGACGUCUGUGCGACUUCAAGGGUUGCGAGAACCGGUCGGACCUUGAGCCGAAGACCGUGAACGGAUGGUUCUGGUCGGCCACCCGCGGCAAGAUACCGGCUACCAACCAGACACCAACUGGCUGGACGUACAGCCCAUGGAGCAAGAGUGGACACAAGAAGACACCACAGCCGGACAACGCUGAGUUCGACAUCAACGGCACAGUGGAGUCGUGUCUGAGUGUGCUCAACAACGUAUACGGCGACGGCAUUGCGUGGCACGACAUCGGUUGCUAUCACGAGAAGCCGUUCGUGUGCGAGGACAGUGACGAGCUACUCAGCUACGUGGCAGCCACCAACCCCGGCCUCCAACUCUAAAUGUCACCAUCGCCAACUUCACCAAAAUCACCAUCCCUCCAUGUGAUCAUCCCCAUACCUCCCCACCACCCCGGGAUAAGCGACAGACGCCAUCCUUUAAAAUACAUAAUAUCAUGAUAUGUAUCCGACAAUAAUUGUACUUAAUACUCAUUGACCGGGCCCUUAGAAUUAAAAUCGGAUCCUUGAUAGAGGGCGCUGGAGACAGUUUAAACCAUAACAAUUUAAUAUUUAAUUCCGUGAGUGCAUCAGUAGUCACUCAGUAACUAAUUAGUGACAUCCUUCUUUGGUGUUAUGUUAUAAAAACAAGCAAGGCUCGUUUAUGAGUAAUUCUAAGGUCUACGGUUAUAGCUAAGCAAAAAAAUUUUCAGUUUCUUUUUCUCAUGCCUAUAAUUAUUCAUAAUUAUAAUGCCCGAGUCAAACAAGUUUCCGUCGAUGCCGGGCAUAAAAAUGUUUUAGAACUUCUUCGUUACAAUCGUAGACGACGUGCGUCUUAUCUUUCACUCCGCCCCCGUCCUUCAAUCCAUAAUCGUUUUUCAUCACCAUCAUUCCCUGUAUUUCAAUAAUACUAUAUUUAUAUUAUAUUAUACAUACAUAAUAUAUAUUUUAAGUUUAUUAUUUUUUUUUCGUCUUACAUUUUAUUGCUAAUGUAUUUCGGUUCACUAAAUUUAGGUGCGACUACAGUUGUCACCACGUAUCGUUCGUUUUUAUAUAAUUACUGUUUUCGUAUAAAUAAACGUUCGGGCGAUACACA
This is a messenger RNA of Myzus persicae (green peach aphid), 1597 nucleotides long. RefSeq lists its product as uncharacterized. The coding region runs from base 133 to 846 and encodes 237 amino acids. Lineage: Eukaryota; Metazoa; Arthropoda; Insecta; Hemiptera; Aphididae. The record is from RefSeq and is a predicted model, not a curated record. The transcript is spliced from 4 exons.